Fragaria vesca subsp. vesca is the source of this 1835-nucleotide messenger RNA. RefSeq lists its product as uncharacterized. The record is from RefSeq and is a predicted model, not a curated record. Lineage: Eukaryota; Viridiplantae; Streptophyta; Magnoliopsida; Rosales; Rosaceae. Bases 448 to 1281 code for a protein of 277 amino acids. The transcript is spliced from 9 exons.
GAGAAGCAGAAGCAGAAGCAGAAGAAGACCAGUCGGAGAAGACCGACCGACAGCUUAAGCUCUAGCUUAGCUUAGCGCGUGUCGUCCACUCUCGCAUUUCUCUGAAUAAGAAGAAGAAGCUGAGAUCGGAGGACUUGCAACAAUGGCGGUCGCCACCUUCUCCAACUUCUCCUCUUUCACCACGCGCUCACUCUCUCUCUCUUCUUCUUCUUCUUCUUUCCCGCCAUCCACAAGCCUCAGUUUCACUAUCCUCACCAAAACCAGAUCCCCCACCUCCCUCUCUCUCGCCACGUCACCCUUCCCCCGCUCCUCUUUCGCCACGUGUUUCUCCUCCGGCGGUCCCCCUCCGUCGGCGGCGGCGGUGGCGGAGGAGGCGGAGAUCACAACAAUGGCGGAGGCGGAGGAGACGGAGAGGAGGACCGGGAGAGGAACAAGGCGGAGGCGGCGAUGGCGAUAGCGGAGGCGGGAAGGACGGCGGAGAGUCUGCCGAAGGACUUGGCGGCGGCGGUGGAGGCGGGCCGGGUGCCCGGGUUGAUUGUGAAGAGGUUCUUUGAGCUGGAGAAGUCGCCCAUCUUCAGGUGGCUGCUUCAGUUUGAUGGAUUCAAGGAGCGGUUGCUCGCCGACGAUUUGUUCUUGACCAAAGUUGGCAUCGAGUGCGGUGUCGGAAUUUUCACCAAGACUGCUGCAGAGUUGGAGCGCCGCAGAGAGAAAUUUACCAAGGAGCUGGAUUUUGUGUUUGCCGAUGUGGUGAUGGCCAUUAUAGCUGAUUUCAUGCUUGUCUGGCUUCCUGCUCCUACUGUUUCGCUUCGAAAACCUCUUGUUGUUAGUGCUGGGCGUGUUGCCAAGUUCUUCUAUGGCUGCCCUGACAAUGCAUUCCAGGUAGCUUUGUCCGGAACAUCUUACUCACUCUUGCAGAGAAUAGGCGCAAUAUUGAGAAAUGGAGCAAAAUUAUUCGUGGUUGGGACUGGUGCAUCUCUGGUUGGUACAGGUGUCACAAAUGCAUUGAUUGCUGCAAGAAAAGCUUUGGACAAAUCCUUUGCUGGUGAAGCGGAAGAUGUUCCCAUAUUAUCAACUAGUGCAGCCUAUGGAGUUUAUAUGGCAGUUUCUAGCAAUCUAAGGUACCAAGUUCUCGCUGGAAUAAUUGAACAACGUAUUCUAGAACCCUUGCUACACCAACACAAGCUUGCACUGAGUGCAAUUUGCUUUGCUGUUCGAACUGGAAACACAUUUUUGGGGUCCUUGAUGUGGGUUGAUUAUGCACGCUGGAUUGGAAUUCAAUAGAUAAGGGAUUAGAGCAUAGGGGUCCAUAAGCUACAUCAUUCUGUGUCUCAGGUGAUGAACAAAAUAACAACUUGACAACGUUGAACUCUCCUUGUUUGGGUAGUUUUCGGCAUAGAGCAAACUCAGCUCAACAUACUGAAUUGUUAGCUCCGAUUUAUGGACACUCCAGUUCACCAUCUUGUUCCUCUCAUUGUAGAGACAUACUGUCAGUCUGAGUUGGGUUUCCUUGUGCAGGAUCGUGAGAGUUAUUAUAGUUAGCCCCUUGUUCAGAUUGUUCAUGUUCGGCUUCAGGCCAACAUGGUUGCUCAUAUGCUAGCUUUUGAGGCUUAACAAGCCUUGUUUUCUUUGAAUUUCUUCAGUGUUUCUUCUCUGUAUGUGGAGGAGCUCAUAAACCUUCAUUGUAAUGACGUAAAGUCAUGAAUUUUACUCGUUCCCCUAAGCAAAGCAGCGUGAAUUCUCCUGCUUCAACAUGAAUUUUACAAGAGCUAGGUUUGUUAUCAUACUUCAAGUCUAGCAUUGUGGAUGGCAUGUAUGUGUCCUCUGCUUCAUCUGUG